AGGAGGGAGGGGCGGGAAAAGAGGAGGAGGAGGGCGCCGGAGAGAGAGAGAGAGGAGCCACGCCACCGAGGGGCUGCUCCCCGCCUGCUUCCAGGGUCCCGCAAAAUGGGGUCCCAGAGGCUUCACGAAGGGGAGUGAACAUCCCGGCGCUUCUCACUCGCAUUGGUGGUGCAAAGGCAAGCCGGCUGCAGCCUUCACCCAAGUGCUGUCCAAGAUGAGCGCCAUGGAGCCUCCGGUGCUGCUGAGCGACAUCAAGACGGAGCCUCCGGAGGAGCUGCUGGCCAGCGACUGCAACCAGCCCCAGGCCGAGCCGGUGGACUUGUCCCUACACAAGAGCAAACCUCCUUUGCGCCCGCUCUGCUCAUCCUCCUCCUCUUCUUCCUCCUCCUCCUCCUCCGUCCGCACCUCACCCCUGCUGGCCACACCCCCAGCGCCGAUGGUCUCCAUGUCCGCCAUGGGGCUGGGUUCCUCCUCGGCCGCCAUCCCGGCUGUCCUCUCGCCGGGCUCCCUCCUGGCUUCCACGCAGGGCAGCGGCGGGCAGCAGAUCCUCCACCUCAUCCACACCAUCCCCUCUGUCAACCUGCCCGGCAAGAUGGGCGGCCUCCAGACCAUCCCCCUGGUAGUCCAGUCCUUGCCCCUAGUCUAUGCUGCCAUGCCCUCUGACGGGGUCGCUGCCGCCACCGCCGCCCUCACCGUACCCCUCAUUGGUGGAGACGGAAAGAACACCAGCACCGUGAAAGUCGAGCCAAGCUCCAUGUGUUCGGUGGAUGCGAACAGUGACAGCGAAACCAGUGCUUCCGAGAGCGGCCCUCCUUCCUUCCCCGACCUCCAGGGAGAGCCUUCCAGCCAGAUGCAGUGGGCCGAGUCUCCGGACCUCAAGAAGCGGCGGAUCCACCAGUGUGACUUCGAGGGCUGCAACAAGGUUUACACAAAGAGCUCGCACCUGAAAGCACACAGGAGGAUACACACAGGAGAGAAGCCCUACAAAUGCACCUGGGAGGGCUGCCCCUGGAAGUUUGCACGCUCGGACGAACUGACUCGGCACUUCCGGAAGCACACCGGUCUCAAGCCCUUCCGCUGCUCGGACUGCGACCGCAGCUUCUCCCGCUCCGACCACCUGGCCCUGCACCGGCGGAGGCACCUCAUGAUGUGAACACAUGCUUCUCUUUGGCACCCUUUGGACCCCCGCACGGCGCUGGCCUUUUGCUACGGAGCCCCCCUUUCCUUGCCAUCCUUUGGGGCACAGGAGGGGUCACCUCAAGAGGUCCAUCCCCGUGGUCAGUUUGGAUGCAUUUUGCCUCCGAAAAAAGGGAUGCUCAGCCUAUGCCUCUCCUUGCGUCCGACCACGAGGUCACGUUCCCAGGAAACCGCAAAGCGCAGGGAGAAAAACACCACUCAGUUUCGAUAUUACGAGCACUGGAACAAAAGUUGGAAAUGUAGAUUCCACCGGAAGUUUUCUUGGAUGGAUUUUGGAUAUGCAUAUCCCCCUUUUUUUUCUCUCUCCUGAGACUUCAUGUCGUCAUUGUUUUGAAUUUGAUGGCGAGAUCAAUUCCUUUUUUAAAUUAUGGGAUUCGGAAGCAUGUGUGUCUGCGUGUGUACGUUUGCAUGAGAGAGAGAGAGAAAGGAAUUUUUUAAAAACCCAGUUUGAGCCUUUAAGCGGCGGACCUGAUCCCAUUGCAGCCAGCCUUUCAAAGGGGAAGCAAGGAAAAAGGGGAAGACUUUUUGCGGAACGGAGGACUGUGACGACUCAGUGAGGUUUGAGGUGGGUUUCAGUGGGUUGGAGGAGACAAACGGAUGAAUGGAGCCUCGGAGGCGGAUUUGUGAGUCUGUUUGUUUGGGUGCAUGGAUCUUCCUCUGCUGAAAGGAACAGGAAACUCGGCUUUCGGACUCGGUACCCAAUGAAGAUCCAAAGUACUUCCGGGAAACUAUUUGCUUGACUCUUGGGGUUUUGAAGACUUUGUUUUCCCCUCUUUUUUUCUCCACUCUUUGGGGAGGUCAAAUAUGAUUUUUUUGCAAAAACUCCG
Anolis sagrei ordinatus is the source of this 2024-nucleotide messenger RNA. It is a transcript of the gene KLF8, whose product is annotated as KLF transcription factor 8. The record is from RefSeq and is a predicted model, not a curated record. Gene Ontology annotation, biological process: regulation of transcription by RNA polymerase II. NCBI's taxonomy places the organism in Eukaryota, Metazoa, Chordata, Lepidosauria, Squamata, Anolidae. Gene Ontology annotation, molecular function: DNA-binding transcription factor activity, RNA polymerase II-specific; RNA polymerase II cis-regulatory region sequence-specific DNA binding.